UUUGACUUCGAUUGUGGAUUUACAACAAGAAGUGACCAGCAGAUUGUUGCUGCAACUGAAAGGACUAAAAUCUUUUUGACGGUUUGCUGAUGAUUGAGACAUGACUUUGCAGAGGAUUCCAAAAGUUGCAUUGGUCGUGUGAUAUCUCCCAACAAGUGCAAACAUUGUCCUGAAUAACAUACAUCUGUGCCAUCAAAAUGCAGAAGCAAGUGGAGGUCAGGAUGAGCGAGAGCCACAUAGACCCAAUCGUGGAGACUCCCGAGAAUCCAUGCAGCAAUAUCUGUGAAAAGAUAAUGAAGAACAUGGUUCUCACUCUCACAAUCCUGGGUGUGUUUCUUGGUUCCAUUGCUGGAAUGCUUCUACGGCACAUAUCACCCCUCCCUCCUGACGUUAUAAUGAUCAUUGCCUUCCCUGGGGAGAUCUUAAUGAGGAUGCUAAAAAUGCUUAUUUUGCCUCUUGUUGUUUCCAGUUUGGUCACAGGACUUGCGGGCUUGGAUGCCAAAUCCAGUGGUCGUUUAGGCACCAGAGCGAUGGUGUACUACAUGUCAACAACAGUAAUUGCAGCCGUCCUCGGAGUAAUCUUGGUGUUGGUCAUCCAUCCAGGGAAUCCCAAACUGAGAGCUAAUCUAGGACAUGGAAAAAAGAACGAUGAAGUAUCCAGCGUUGAUGCUUUCUUCGAUCUCGUUCGAAAUCUUUUCCCAGAGAAUCUGGUCCAGGCCUGUUUCCAGCAGAUCCAGACAGUAACCACCAAAGUACCAGUGCCAACCAACAGGACGAGAGCACCUCCACAGUUCACAGUUAAGAGGUCACUUCAGUUCAAGAGUGGGAUGAAUGUCCUAGGGCUGAUUGGAUUCUUUGUGGCUUUUGGAGUUAUAAUGGGGAAAAUGGGAGAGAAGGCCAAGCUGAUGUUGGAGUUUUUCAACAUUCUGAAUGAAAUUGUUAUGAAGCUUGUGAAUGCAAUUAUGUGGUAUUCUCCGAUUGGUAUCGCCUGUCUUAUCUGUGGAAAAAUAAUCUCCAUUGCUGACUUGGAGAUGGUUGCAAGGCAGCUUGGGAUGUACAUGGUGACUGUGAUAGUGGGCCUAAUCAUCCAUGGAGGCAUUUUCCUUCCGCUAAUAUAUUUUGUGAUAGUAAAACAGAAUCCCUUCACCUUCUUUAUGGGAAUAUUUCAAGCCUGGGUCACAGCACUCGGAACGGCAUCUAGUGCUGGUACCUUGCCUGUCACAUUCCGAUGCUUAGAGGAAAACCUGGGCAUUGACAAGAGGGUCACACGCUUUGUCCUCCCUGUGGGGGCCACCAUCAACAUGGACGGUACGGCGCUCUACGAGGCAGUGGCGGCCAUCUUUAUCGCUCAAAUGAAUGGGAUUGAGCUGGACUGGGGCCAGAUAGUCACUGUGAGCAUGACAGCCACCUUGGCCAGUGUUGGAGCUGCCAGUAUUCCCAGUGCAGGACUUGUGACCAUGCUUCUGAUUCUCACAGCAGUGGGGCUCCCCACUCAGGACAUAAGCCUCCUGGUCGCUGUUGAUUGGCUGCUAGAUCGUUUCCGCACCUCCGUUAAUGUGGUCGGGGACUCCUACGGUGCCGGGAUUGUUUACCACCUUUCCAAAGACGAACUAGACAUGUAUGAUGCCCAGCAGAGUCGGAUGGAUGACUUUGAGAUGGCAAAGACACAGUCUUUUUUUGAAAACAACACCAACCAGAAUAUGUAUGCUCACCACAACUCAAUUCUGAUAGACGACUGCAAGGUCAAAAACGGCAAAAAUGGCAACACUCCAGAGUUCUCUAUUGUUGAGGAGGAUCCAUGGAAUUUCAAGUAAUGCAGAUUCAGCACUUUAGCCUGAAUUUGACCAGCUGUAACUUUCUGCGGACACUAACUUAAUAAAAAUAAACAAAUAAAAAAAAGCAUAUAUAUUUUGUGAAAGGACACAGAGAGUGCAAUGAGAUGACACAGAAUGGAAACUCUUCUGCAAGUCAACAAAGGGUUCCCUUUCUCUCCUGGGUAACCGCUGGAGGACGCUAUGCUUUUGCAUCUUAAAUUUGAUCUUACGUCUGCAAAUCUAUGCAUGCACAUAAACUGGAAUGAACUUUUCUGCUUCAAGCAAUUCUUCGGAUGAGUCAAAUAGCUGGCUGACAACACUCAGGACCUUACUCAGGGUUGCUGCAUUCUUCCUUUCUUGUCAAGACGACUGAUUUCUUUAUUGUUGUGUUUAAGCACUUGCUUCAUGGCCUAAGGGACAAAGACAUGAAAAUGGUGGAGAAAUUGCCUUGGCAGUCAAGAUUGUAACAAAGAAUCAGAAUGAAGUAAGAAAUUUGCUGGCGAAAUGCGAGCUCCGUCAUGAAAUAUUUGACAUUCACAAAUGUGUAACUUUCAUUGCUGUUUGAUUUAUCCAAAGGCUAAAAAGAACGUAGCCAAAAUGAAGCCCUGCUUCUGCUGGCAUUAACUUGAAGUACAGGACUGUAAAGCAUUGCAUUACCUCUGACUGUUUGAUUUAUGGGAUUAUACCUUCAGACACGUGGUCAAGCCUAAGAAGUGAAGCUUAAGACUUAAGACAGGGAGUGGCUUCUAAAAGUGGCAACAAACAGAACAGAAUGUGUUGCGGAGAGGAAAUCGGUUCCUGUGUUUAUUUAUUUAUCUAUUUCUACUUUAUGUGUCUGUUCUUACAUAUGAACCAAUGAGUGUCUGCUUGCCUGUGACCUCGGAAGGAUGUUUGAUUAUUUCGGUGCAUUUUGGGGCUGAAAAGAGCAAAGAUUAAAAGGAAAAGAAAGCUAGUGGUUCAACAAGAGAAAACAAACAAACAAAGAUUUUCUCUGAAAAUCUAAGCAGGACAUAGUUUUGUGUAUUUUAUUACAAACUGUUCUUUUUUCUGUGCUAUAUAACAACUUUGCCUUGAAGAUGUCACAUUCAGAGUGUGAUCACUUUGACUAAAAUAUUUCUGGACUGACGUUGCUAAGCUUUUUAUUGGACUUAAGUUCACCCGAUACAUUUGCAGAGAAAAUACAGCAUCUGAGGAUGGCUGGGCCUUCUCACAAGAUUGUAUUAGAUUUUGUAGAUUUUUCACAUCAGAUUUGCAUAUAAAUAACAAGCUUGUAAUUGGAUCUAGACUUAAUUAUCUAUGGUCACAUCUGUUUAGCAAGUGCACACUAAAUUCUGCCUCCAGCACUUUAAUACAUCCAGCACUGUAACAACAAGGUCACUGAAUGUUGUUUUCACGUUUUUGAGUAUCACAGGCUAAAAAACUUUAAUUGAUCCUAGCAAACAAAUGGAUUAUUUUUUAUAAGCAGCAGCUUAUACAUCCUUGUUUAAAGUGCCUGCUUGCACUUUGUGUAUAUAUUCACUUUUAGAGAUAUACAAAUCAAAUGUAUAGACUUGACUUUUUUUGUCACAAGUGUUUUUGCUAUUCUAAAUAUUUCUAAAAAAAAUACUAUUCUUAUUAACAGUGUUAAGCAACAAUAGAGCAAUACUAUUUCUGUACUUAUUUAUUGGCCUAAUAGACGUUUUGAUGGGCUGUGAAAGAGUAAGAUAAAGACGUACUCAAACUAUAACUUUUUUUUUAUAAAAAAGAGCAAAUUUUAUGACAAUCCCAUGAAGACUGUAUUUUUAGGUUCUGAUUCUGCUGAGGUGGCUUUGAGUGUGUGUUCAACUUAAUGUUGGCAGCUAUAUUAUGCCUACAUGAAUAAAACCAUCAAGCCCUCUGAUUUGUAUGGCUUUGUCACCUUGAAAGACUAACUGCAUAAUUUUAUUUAUAUUUUUAAAAUCAGCCAUAUGUGAAAUGCAUCAAAGUUCAUUUUUCAUUGGUUUUCUGAUUUGAAAUAUACAUUAUUAGUGAGUUGGACUCAUUUUG
Messenger RNA from Xiphophorus maculatus (southern platyfish), 3839 nucleotides. Its product is annotated as excitatory amino acid transporter 2-like. The record is from RefSeq and is a predicted model, not a curated record. Gene Ontology annotation, cellular component: plasma membrane. The coding region runs from base 198 to 1814 and encodes 538 amino acids. Gene Ontology annotation, molecular function: neutral L-amino acid transmembrane transporter activity; glutamate:sodium symporter activity; L-glutamate transmembrane transporter activity. Lineage: Eukaryota; Metazoa; Chordata; Actinopteri; Cyprinodontiformes; Poeciliidae. Gene Ontology annotation, biological process: L-glutamate transmembrane transport. The transcript is spliced from 11 exons.